This is a messenger RNA of Cyclopterus lumpus (lumpfish), 3664 nucleotides long. RefSeq names its product F-box/LRR-repeat protein 7. Gene Ontology annotation, cellular component: SCF ubiquitin ligase complex. Lineage: Eukaryota; Metazoa; Chordata; Actinopteri; Perciformes; Cyclopteridae. The record is from RefSeq and is a predicted model, not a curated record. Gene Ontology annotation, molecular function: protein binding. The coding region runs from base 1467 to 2957 and encodes 496 amino acids. Gene Ontology annotation, biological process: SCF-dependent proteasomal ubiquitin-dependent protein catabolic process. The transcript is spliced from 4 exons.
CACUUUAUACACGUUUUCAUGGGAGAGAUGCACAGAAGUCAGCUGUGUUUUCUUUAUUUUUUUGGGGUAUCAAACUCGACGCAACAAGAGGCGAAUAUGUUGCCGCAAUCUGCGACAAUUCAUAAACCAAAGAAAAAACAAUGUGCAGGGGGGGGGGGGGGGGUGCAGCUUCCUUGAGUGUGUCCUAGACAUUAGUGAGCGAGCUUAAAACUAGCACUAUCUCCUCUAAAUUCCCACCAGGUAUGUGUGUGCACGUGGACUGCUUAUGCCCUACUUGUAAAAAAUUUAAAAAAAGAUGUGCAAAGCUAAUAUUCUUCGUACAUAUACAGAGUGACAUCUGCUGGUCAUAUUUUAAACACUUAUAUACAAUUUGAAGUUCAGACAAAACAAUAAAAAAAGGACUCUUCCAGCAAACUCUCCAGAAUCUGUGCAACUUACACAUAUUAUUUGUAGCAAAUGUGAUGUUUUUUUUCGACUAAGUUUGAAUCAUAUCUCCUCCUCACACGAUGAGUCAUAAAGAGCAGUUCAUCAGACAACACCAAGUGGCUUAAUUGAUGUGCUUCUCUGCAGGUUUGGUGGAGGCGGGUCAAAGGACGCCAGUGUUUGGGCAUGUGUGCACUUAUAGUCAGUCUUAUCUUGAUAAGAACCAAUUCCACAUAUUUUUAAAAACCCAUCUGUUAUUCGAUUUGGCAGCCGUGUCGUGCAUAUUGGUCGCUGCCAUAUGAUCCUCGUGUAUGACACAGCUUCUAUGGGCACGCAUCCUCCUCACACGGUUUCUUAUGGGGGCAACAUGUACAAGUAUUUCCAAUAAUAGUGUAAUAUAGCUCAAAAAGUAUUUUUGACAUUAAUCAGCAGCUACUUGUUAAGAGAUUCUGGUCGUCAUAAAAAUACAAAUGUUCUCUCCUAUUUCUUAACGAAAAGCAAUAAGUAAUAUUUAAAAAUAAACCUUUUUUUGUUUGCUCUAUGCCUCAAGUAUUGAUCUACAAGACAAACAAAGUAAUAAGUAGCUGAUGGAGACGGUCCAUCUCAUCAUCACUGUCAGAUGUCACGUGUUUCACCCGACUGGAAUGCAGCUUAAAUCCCUUUUUAUUGUGAUAUUCUUCACGACCAAAAUCCAUAUCAACCGACUGCCACAUACCAAUAUGUUGACGAAAAGCUCCAAACUUUGAUUGAUUAUUGAGCUGAGCAGGACAGUCAGACUCACCUUCACUGCUCCAUAGGCAUAGUUAGACUUGUCAGAAUAAGAUAUGAGUCUUUGUAUUACACUACCUCCUCUCUCCCCCGCUGUCUUUCCCAUCUAAUCUUCAACAUUACUUACUCAGGAGAAAGAAAGAAGAAGAAAAAAACCUGUAUUCCGACUCCGCCGAGUACAUUAUUUGGGUCUCCAGAGCGGAGAUGUUUGUAUAAAUAACAUUCCAGUGUGCUCUCCUUCUAAGUCAAUAUCUGCGGAGAAAAGAUUGGAAGUCAUGAUGUUAAAAAUAACAAGUGGACCCAGGAAUCCAGCCAUGUCAGGUAAAGGGAGCUCAAGCAUCUCUUCUGACAUAAGUUCGAGCACAGAUCACACACCAACCAAAGCUCCAAAGAAUGUGGCUACCACCGAAGGUUUGGACUCCAGCACCCGGACCCUGAGCACCCCCAGCCCCGGUCUUAUCCUGCCCUCCAAGUCGUCCUCCCUCUCCUCGCCUGCCCUCUCCAGUAACGGCCAUGACACCAACUCCUCUUCCUCCUCCUCGGCCCGCGCCGAGACCGUCGCCGUGGUGCACUCCCAACCCGGCACCCACACGCGCUCGCGCCAGUCGAAGAGCCACCACCACGCCCCCGUUGACCUCCUCCCCGACCACGCUCUCCUGCAGAUCUUCUCCCACCUCCCCACCAAUCAGCUGUGCCGCUGCGCCCGCGCAUGCCGCCGCUGGUACAACCUGGCGUGGGACCCGAGGCUGUGGGGCGCCGUCCGGCUGACCGGGGAGCUGCUUCACGCCGACCGCGCCAUCAGGGUGCUGACCCACCGGCUGUGCCAGGACACCCCGAACGUGUGUCUGACCCUGGAGACGGUGGUGGUGAGCGGCUGCAAGAGGCUCACCGACCGGGGGCUGCACGUGGUGGCUCAGUGCUGCCCGGAGCUACGCCGCCUGGAGGUCGCCGGCUGUUACAACGUCUCCAACGAGGCCGUGUUCGAGGUGGUGUCGCGCUGCCCGAGCCUGGAACACCUGAACCUCUCAGGCUGCUCCAAGGUCACGUGCAUCAGCCUCACCCAGGAGGCCUCGCUGCAGCUGUCCCCUCUUCACGGCCAGCAGAUCUCCAUCCACUACCUGGACAUGACCGACUGCUUUUCCCUCGAGGACGAGGGCCUGCGAACUAUCGCCUCCCACUGCCCCCGCCUGACGCAUCUGUAUUUGCGCCGCUGCACCCGACUGACGGACGAGGCCUUGCGCCACCUGGCUCUCCACUGCCCCUCGAUACGGGAGCUCAGCCUCAGCGACUGCCGCCUGGUGGGGGACUUCGGCCUGCGGGAGGUGGCCCGCCUGGAGGGCUGCCUGCGCUACCUGAGCGUGGCCCACUGCACCCGCAUCACCGACGUGGGCAUCCGCUACGUGGCCCGCUACUGCCCGAGGCUGCGCUACUUGAACGCGAGGGGCUGCGAGGGGCUGACGGACCACGGCCUGAGCCACCUGGCCAGGAGCUGCCCGAGACUCAAGUCCCUGGACGUGGGCAAGUGCCCGCUGGUGUCGGACAGCGGGCUGGAGCAGCUGGCCAUGUACUGCCAAGGCCUGAGGCGGGUGAGUCUCAGGGCCUGCGAGAGCGUGACGGGCCGAGGGCUCAAGGCGCUGGCGGCCAACUGCUGCGAGCUGCAGCUCCUCAACGUGCAGGACUGCGAGGUGUCGCCGGAGGCGCUGCGGUUCGUGAGGCGCCACUGCCGCCGCUGCGUCAUCGAGCACACGAACCCCGCUUUCUACUGAGGCGGGGGGGGGGGGGGGGGGCGCGGGGCUCUCGGACUGGUCCUCUCUGACAAGUGGAUGUUCUAAUAUUCCUGCGAUGGAGUUCAGCGGCCGAUGUGUCAGAAACUGGUUGAAAACUGGUGUGCAAUACUGGCCAGAAUGUGUCUCUUUGAACCCGCCUGGUGGCUGAAAAAUACUUCCAUAGACUGUAUUUAACAUAUUUAUCUUUAACAAAAGAAGAACUACAGCGUUUUCAGUGUAUUACGUCUUCACAAUCUUAACAACAUGCUACAACACGGAGCACCCGGUACAGUUGUGUUACCACGUAAACGAGCAUUGUUUUGUAUUAUAGUUCAACACCUUACGGCCCUGAAACAUAAUCAUAAUCAUACCAGUGCUGCAUCUAUUUAUAAACGGCGAGUAUCUUCAGACUAAACCACUAAGAAUGUAUCCACGAAGCAGCAGAACAUAUUCUCAAUUUCACUUUCUUUACGUUGCAUAAUGCACUUUAUGCAAUUGUGCUGACGACCACUUCAGCUGAGCUCAAAGUGUCAUCAUUUAUUAUUUUUUACUCAUUCACUUUCUGUAAAUUAAAACUUUUAGCCGUAGCAUUUUGUUUUCAUCUUUAAAAGCCAAAUGAAAACAAAACCGCCGUUGAGAUUAAUAAACUAAGAAUACGUCGCUGCUAUAACUGUGCCAAUAAACUUCUUCAAAAGCCGCCUCCACAA